Molecule: messenger RNA, 2297 nt
Organism: Dinoponera quadriceps
Lineage: Eukaryota; Metazoa; Arthropoda; Insecta; Hymenoptera; Formicidae
Gene: Got2
Product: aspartate aminotransferase, mitochondrial
Exons: 8
Coding region: 382-1671 (429 amino acids)
Biological process (GO): biosynthetic process; L-aspartate catabolic process
Cellular component (GO): mitochondrion
Molecular function (GO): L-aspartate:2-oxoglutarate transaminase activity; pyridoxal phosphate binding
Source: RefSeq, a predicted model, not a curated record
CAUUUGAAACCCUCAAAAAAAAGAAAAAUUUCUCGCUUUUCUGCAGCCAUGCAGAGUAACGUAGAUAAUUAAAUUUGCUAUAUAUUUUCUCGACUUAUCGUAUGAUGUCAACAUAUCGAAAGGAUGUUUUUAAAGUGUUACGCAAGAGAGAAAUAAAGUUAAUAAGAUUCGCAACAGUGUAAUCGCGCUGAUAAUGGAAAGUUGUUUAUGAUCUUUUUCCAAUGCUGGAUGAUCAUGUGAUGUAUAACGAGUCGCCCUCCUCGACUCGACAAGUUGUGUCGUCGCAGACGUCAGCGUUCCGGUCGGAUAAAGUCCAAUCGAGGUUAACUUUUGCCCAGAUUCAAAAGGAUCAAGGAGAUCGCGAGAAUUUUAUCGCACUAAAUGGCUCAUACAACAAGGCUGAUCGCAACUACUUCUAGUUUGAAAAGCGUUUACAACUCUCUGUCAAUGGCUAUAAGAUCCGCAAGCUCAUGGUGGUCUCAAGUAGAGAUGGGACCACCAGAUGCAAUUUUGGGGGUUACAGAAGCAUACAAGAGAGACCAGAAUUCUAAGAAAAUUAAUUUAGGUGCAGGUGCUUACAGAGAUGAUAAUGGUAAACCAUUUGUUCUUCCUAGUGUUCGUAAGGCAGAAGAGAAGAUAAGAAUUAAAGAAAUGGACAAAGAAUAUUCUACAAUUGCUGGUAGCGCUGAAUUUUGCCAACACAGUAUUAAUCUAGCCCUAGGAGAUGGAAACGAAGUUGUGGCAAAUGGAUUGAACGCCACAGUUCAAGGAAUUUCUGGCACUGGUUCUUUAUUUGUUGGUGCACAAUUCUUAUCUCAUCAUUUCUCAGGCAACAAGGACAUAUAUCUGCCGACUCCUUCCUGGGGAAAUCAUGUUCCUUUGUUCAGGCUCGCUGGACUCACGGUUAAGUCGUAUCGUUAUUAUGAUCCAAGGACCUGUGGUUUAGAUUUUCAAGGAGUAAUGGAAGAUAUAUCUAAUAUUCCCGAAAAAUCGAUUAUCCUUCUGCAUGCUUGUGCUCACAACCCAACUGGUGUCGACCCGAAACCGGAACAGUGGUCAGAAUUAUCCACUUUGAUUAAGAAGAAAAAUUUGUUCCCAUUCUUUGACAUGGCGUAUCAAGGUUUUGCCUCAGGAGACCUCUCAAGGGAUGCUACUGCAGUUAGACUGUUCAUUAAGGAAGGUCACAAAAUAGCUUUGGCUCAAUCUUAUGCGAAGAAUAUGGGUCUAUAUGGAGAGCGUAUUGGAGCGUUUACUUUGGUAUGCGAGAGUAAGGAGGAAGCCGCACGAUGUCUGUCGCAGUUGAAGAUUCUAAUUAGGCCGAUGUACUCGAAUCCGCCGAUUAAUGGCGCCAGGCUCGUGAACGAGAUCUUGGGCGAUCCGGAGCUGAAGAAGGAAUGGCUGCGCGACGUGAAGGGUAUGGCUGAUCGCAUCAUCUCGGUUCGCACAACGUUACGUGACAACCUGAAGAAGAACGGUAGCACCCGCGACUGGUCGCACAUUACCGAUCAGAUCGGUAUGUUCUGCUACACUGGCCUCAAACCGAACGAAGUGGAAAGACUCACGAAAGAUUUUAGCAUUUACUUGACCAAGGACGGCCGUAUCUCUAUGGCUGGUGUAACGUCGAAGAACGUGGAGUAUUUGGCGCACGCCAUACACGAGAUCACGAAGUAACUUGCAGUGCGCAAACCACAGAUUAAAUGCGUGCUGUCAUUAUCGAAAACAACCUUGCAACACAUAAUAAUAAUGCACAGCCUACAAAUCUAUUUUACAAUUUAUAUGCAACGUAAUCAAUAGCGUUUAAUAUCGAGGCAAUGAAUACAUAGGAAACCGUGUGUGCAGCACGGAUUAUGUUCUGCGGUUUAUAUGACCGCAUAUUAAUAGCGUAAUUUGCGUUGAGCAUCAAGUGUUGAGCAUUUGUCACAGUUAUACAUUAGUUAUCUAUAUACAUUAGUUUCUAAUAGGAAACGCUGCGAUUUGAUACAAUCCUUUUUUCUGCUUUACUCUUUUUUAGAAAAUUUUGUACAUUUUAGAAUCGAUACUUUAUUUUAUCUAUUGAAUGCAUCUUUACCAACUUUGAGUAAGCAUCCAAAGAAAUUAUUAUCGAAAGAAGAGACAUUGUUCCCUCUCUUUCUCUUACAUAUUGUCAAGAUUAUAUAUAUAUAAUAAAUAUCAUGUUGUUAUAUCUUUCCAUUGUUACGUGUUCGUUCUUUUUACUCUUACGAUUUAAAUUUCAAAGAUAAUAUACACCUAACACGAAUAAAUUAUGUUAUUAUUCGUAUGCAAAAAAUAUUAGAAAA